AUGACGGCUGGACAAACAAAUGGAAAUAAACCGGCGCGAUUAAAUGGGUUACUUUACGAGAUGGCAGCGCAUAUACUUCAUCAACUGUAUACGUGUCAUCGUCAUGAUGGCCUCCCAGCCAUGAGAUGGCCCGAGCAUCUGCCGUUUCUUGCUAGCGAUGAGCUAGUUCAGGCCAUUGAUCAACUUUUUCACAUGGUUCAACUAGAAGAGCACGCAAUCUACAUUACACUCUUCUUUGCUCGAAUGUUAGCACAAAUGAAUGCAUUGACUAAGGCUGAUUUCGGCUCAGUAACUCGCUUUAUUGCGAUUGCUGUUAUUUUCGCCCAGAAAUACUUGGACGAUUAUAUGUGGGAAAACAAAGCUUGGGCUUUAUUGAUGGGUAUUCCCAAAGACGAGCUAAAUAAACUCGAACUGAAAAUUGUACUCGAUAAGGAAUUCAACUUGUACAUCAAAGUCCAAGAAUACGAGCACUGGUUGAAACAAUUACGACAUUACGUUCCUCUGUUGCAUGCAUACAAGGGUUUGUCCGAGUGUGGGCCUCCAUCACCGACCGAGACAUCACGACUAUUUUCUACUUUGGAAUGUCGAUUUACUGCAUCGUUUAACAAUGUCGUGACUGAACGACAAGCGUUGUGUCCAGGAAAACUCGCAAUUAUUGGUGGUAAUAACACAUCCACUAACAAGAUGAUGCGUGUUGGAUCAGAGUCCAUAGCUCAAAAUUCUAACGUAUGCAUUACGGUCGUGCAGCCGUACACGACAAUCUCCAGCUUUAAAUUGUUGAAAGAUGAUGUAGAGAAAAAAAAGGAACAGGUGUAUGUGGUUAGCACAGAACGUCGUUGUAUUCCAAUGGCUAUUCCCGAUGAUUUACGUCGUAUCUGGGAUGUAACAUAUUGA
Molecule: messenger RNA, 894 nt
Organism: Paraglomus brasilianum
Lineage: Eukaryota; Fungi; Glomeromycota; Glomeromycetes; Paraglomerales; Paraglomeraceae
Source: the annotation of a GenBank genome assembly